This is a messenger RNA of Megalops cyprinoides (Indo-Pacific tarpon), 1761 nucleotides long. RefSeq names its product RNA pseudouridine synthase domain containing 1 (gene rpusd1). Lineage: Eukaryota; Metazoa; Chordata; Actinopteri; Elopiformes; Megalopidae. The record is from RefSeq and is a predicted model, not a curated record. Gene Ontology annotation, biological process: pseudouridine synthesis. The coding region runs from base 98 to 991 and encodes 297 amino acids. The transcript has 6 exons. Gene Ontology annotation, molecular function: RNA binding; pseudouridine synthase activity.
UUGUACACUGACACAAUGUGGUCCGGCUGGGAGACAGCAAUGUAAUAAACUGCACGAUUCAUCCAAAGCUGAGCGGUAAAAUCAACACAACGUGACCAUGGAGCCAGCCAGUCUGGAGAACCUGCGCGUGUUGUACCACAGCGCUGACUUCAUCGUGGUCAACAAGCACUGGGACAUCCGCAUCGACAGCAAGAUGUGGUAUGAGAAACAGACCGUGCAGAGCCAGCUGAGACACCGCUUCCCGGAGCUGGCCGACCCCGGCACCUACUACGGCUUCAGGUUCUGUCACCAGCUGGAUUUCUCCACUAGUGGGGCGCUGUGUGUUGCCCUGAACAAGGCUGCUGCCGGGAGGGCAUACCGCUGCUUCAAAGAGCGCCUCGUCACCAAGGCCUACCUGGCACUGGUUCGAGGCUUCGUUGAGAGCGACAGGAUGACCCUGAAUUUCGCCAUUGGCAAAAACACCUCGGAGGGCAAGACUCACAUGAUGUGCAUCGAGGGAGUUCAGGGCUGUGAGAGUCCUAAACCGUGUCAGACAGAGCUUCUGGUGUUGGAGUAUGGUUCCUAUAAUGGAGACCCGGUCACCAAAGUCCUGCUUCAGCCACUAACAGGCCGGACACACCAGCUGAGGGUGCACUGUAGUGCCAUUGGCCACCCCAUUGUGGGCGACUUCACCUACAGCCUCCGCGCAGACAGCGCCCCCUAUCGCAUGAUGCUGCACGCCUACCUACUGCGCAUCCCGCUGGAGCAGGAGCCCAUCGAGGUCACGGCCCCCGACCCCUUCCUGCCCUCCCUUGACGCCAGUUGGGUCCCACAGCGAGCAGUCCUCUCACUAGAGGGCGCUCUGCAGGGCCUGCUGGAAUGCGGGAGAGAGGGAGAGGAAGAAUGCCCAGAGCAGGAUAUAGGGACCGGGGAGAAAAAGCACACCCCCUUAGAGAGCGAAGAGCAGAUUACACAGUGCCAGCAGUGGCUGUGUGAGUGGGCGCUGGACUAAAGGGAUGCACGCACACACACACACACACACACACACACACACACACACAUAUAUAGUAGAUCACGAACGAUGUUGGAUAUCACUGUCCCCUGCAGUCCCUGCUCACUGGGAUUGCAUCGUUUUUUUCACUUUUCUCCCACUGUGAUGUAACACCAUCUCUAUGCCUCCAAUCUCUGCUGACAGCCAACACCAGUGAGGGAGCUCUGAAGCUCUGAUCAGCAACGGCCUCCACAGCACGAGGAUGGUGUGUUUUAAUAUUUUAAUUAGUCUUACUACUGAAGUUCUUAACGACACCUGUAUAUCUUGGUAUGAUUGAGAGCGUGUUUAUGUAUGAAUGGGUUAAUUGUGUGAUUUGCAUUCUACAAGGUAUGAAGCUAACAACUCUAUUUUUAAAACUGGUCAGUGUUGGGAAUUUUAUACUUCAUUGGGGGGGGGUCUGAUGUAAGGUUUGGAAUAUUCUGUAGUUACGUAUAUCGUAUUGCACAGGGGAAGUGUUUCAAAGUCUUUCAAAGGCCUCUGAAUGGGGAAAAAGGUUUCCAUGACACAGGCUCUCACCAGCAUGCAGACGUGUACCUUUGUGCCCCCCAAAUGCAUGAGUAAUUUUCUCUGUAUUUCCUCAAUCUGUCCGAGUGGGACUCAGUAAAGUUUACUUAUAUUCCUCAGUUUAUGCCUCUGUGUUGGAACAGUGUCUGUAUCGUAUGUGUACUACAACUACAGCUGCCAGUGAUUUUUUUGCCAUUUUUUUGCCAACUACUUUUUUUUUACCUGUG